CUGGAGCUGUAUGUGAGUGUGACAGGAUGGCAGAGGAAAAGCGCCAGAGUCCUGGAAUUAAGAUCGGGACCGUUAUUCAAAGGCAGACUGCGACUGACACCAAACGGACCCCGGAGCGCCCCGGAGCCGCAGCGCGUCACGUUUGCUGAUGCGCGACCGGAACUUUAUGACAAAUCACAUUGCGUUUUGUGAAUUACUCCGGGGGAAAGUAUGGACAACAGCUGCUUUGAGGAUUCGUAAUUACGGUGCGCUGAAAAGCACACGAGUAACGACUUAACUUUCCUUUAGAAAGGCGACAAAGUGACAUUUUUGCGCGUCGUUCGUUUGCGUAAAGUUUUUAAAGUGCUACAAAAUUCUUCGCUUUCAUUUGGGACAUGGAGGAAAGAAAAUUCAUGAUGGAAAAAAAUAUGACAUGAUGGAUGUAUUUUACUGCAUGAGUGACAGGAGUGCUGUCAUGUUUUAACAGAAGUGAGAGUGUUCUAACCUGUCUAACGUGGUGACCUAUCUAUUCAUACUUGGAAAGGAGUAACUCGUCUUCAUUACUGUCUUUCUCAUCAUUGAUACUUUAAGUUUUUAUCAGCUAGAUUAAAUUGUGCCCUAAUGUCAUGGGCUGACCUGGGACCGCGCAGUUGAUAGUGUGGGGGACAAUGUCGCGACCCUGGGUCCACAUCCCGUUUUGGGUUCGUGUGUUUCUCCUGCUGCUGCUUCACAGAGUCUCUGCGGGCUGUCCGGAGCUCCUUUCCAGCGGCUGCAGUUGCGCAGAGGACCGCGGUAAAGCUCACACUGCGCCCGGGGCGCGGAGGAAAGUAAGCUGCGUUGGGAAGGAGCUGACUGAAACUCCCGAAAUCAGUCUGCUUCCCAACAGGACCAUCUCUCUAAAUCUGAGCAACAAUCGUAUCCGCGUCCUGAAAAAUGGCUCCUUCACUGGCUUGUACUCCCUUGAGAAGCUGGAUCUCAGGAAUAACUUGAUCAGCACCAUCAUGCCUGGAGCCUUUCUGGGUCUCACAGCUCUUCGGAAACUCGACCUAUCCAGUAACCGAAUUGGCUGCCUGACUUCAGAAGUGUUCCAGGGACUUACCAACCUCACGAAAUUAAACAUCUCUGGAAACAUUUUUUCCUCUCUGGACCCGCAUUUGUUUUUGGAGUUACACUCUCUAAAGCUGGUAAACUUUCAUUCUGAGUUCCUGUCAUGUGACUGCGGUCUGCGCUGGGUGCCAGGCUUUUUCCGCAGCAGUUCUGCUCGGCUUGGGGACGAAACACUCUGUGCGUAUCCCAGAAGACAUCUGAACAAACCCCUGCGUCUCCUGAAAGAGAGUGAACUCAGCUGUGAGGGUCCGCUGGAGCUGCACACGCUGUCUCUGUUGCCCUCGCUGCGGCAGGUCGUGUUUAAGGGGGACAGGCUGCCUUUCCAUUGCACUGCUUCACUGGUGGACAAAGUCACUGCUCUUCACUGGCGACACAACGGUCAGCCUGUCACCGCUGACCCUAGCAGUGGAGUUCAUCUGGAAGAGAGUGUACAGCAUGACUGCACCUUCAUCACCAGUGAGCUGAUCCUGUCAAAUGUCCACGUUGAGGCGAGUGGUGAGUGGGAGUGUGUGGUGUCAACGGGCCGUGGGAAUGCCUCGCGGAGUGUGGAGAUAGUGGUACUGGAGAACAGCGCCUCCUUCUGUCCGGAGCAGAGAGUGACUAACAACCGAGGGGAGUUCAGGUGGCCUAGAACUCUGGCUGGCAUCACCUCCUACCAGCACUGUCUGCAGCUGCGCUACCCCUCCUUAACUAUAGGGGGCGGUGUGGAGCAGAAGAAGGCUUCACGUAACUGUGACCGCUCUGGACACUGGGAGGAGGGGGACUACUCUCAGUGCCUCUAUACUAAUGACAUCACACGGGUCCUGCAUACCUUCAUACUGAUGCCCAUCAACGCCUCCAAUGCUGUGACUCUGGCACACCAGGUGCGAUCACACACUCUGGAAGCCACCGGUUUCACAGACACGGUGGAUGUUCUUUAUGUGGCUCAGAUGAUGCACAAAUUCAUGGACUACGUGACAGAACUGCGUGAGCUGUCCGAGGUCCUGGUUGAAAUGGGCAGUAACCUGAUGCAGGCAGAUGAUCAGAUUCUGGUUCGAGCUCAGAGAGAGGAGAGAGCCUGCAGUUCAAUCGUCUACACACUGGAGAAUCUCGCCUGGCCUCAGCUCAAUAAAUACCCACAUUACUACUCCAAAUAAACUUUCUAUUCACCAAAGAACACAUAUCUUAGUUCACGUAACAUUGUGAUGGAGGCUCACAUGAUUCGUCCUGCUUAUUUUACUGGCAUGAGCUGCACGGUUUAUCAGAGACGAGAGGGGGCAGGAGGGAGCCAGGGGCAUGAUGGGAUUGAAUCUUCCUUUGAGCAGCAACUGCGUUUUCGCUGCACCACAGGAACACACAACACCUCACUGAACGCUUUUCAUCUCAAGAACGCAGUGGCUCUUGCUUCAGUGUCUCUCCCUGCAUCUCUUUUUCCACCGAAUGCUCCUGACUGUAAGCUGCAGUUUGUGGCAUUCCGCAAUGGAAGAUUCUUUCCAUUUACCAGCAAUUUUACAGGACAUUUGGACCUUGCCCGCAGACGUGGUGUCAACACUCCAGUUAUCUACGUUGGCCUAGAUGGAUGUAGCAUGUGGAAUCAGUCUGAUCCCAUUAUUGUGUCACUACGACACACAUCACCUGGAAAUGACCCUGUUGCUGCCCACUGGAGCUUGCAGGCCCUGGAGCAUCAUGGGAGCUGGAGUCUAGAUGGCUGUCAGCUGGCCUAUAGUGAUGCGUCCACCUCUACACUGCGCUGCUCUGUGCUGAGCAAUUACGCUGUACUUCAGGAGAUGCCAGAUUUCCCGAGUUCACCUUCGAUUCCAGUGGAAGUGCUCCAUCCAGUGAUCUACACCUGUACUGCAGUGCUGCUCCUCUGUCUCUUCACCAUCAUCAUCACCUAUAUACUGCAUCACAGCUCUAUCAGAAUCACAAGGAAGAGUUGGCACACACUCCUGAACACUAGUUUCCACAUCGCAAUGACCUCUGCGGUAUUUGCUGGAGGCAUCACUCUGACCGGCUACCCAAUUAUAUGCCAAGCAGUGGGGAUUGUUCUUCACUACUCUUCUCUGUCCACUUUGUUAUGGAUCGGUGUGAGCGCCAGAGUCAUCUAUAAAGAAGCCUUAGUAAGGACUCCACAGCAGCUAGAAGGAGAAACUGCUGUACAACCAACCCAGCGGCCCAUGCUCAGGUUUUAUUUGAUAGCCGGCGGUGUCCCACUCAUCAUAUGUGGUAUCACUGCAGCUGUAAACAUCAGUAACUACGGAGACAACAUUCCUUAUUGCUGGUUGGUAUGGCAACCCAGUUUCGGAGCAUUCUUCAUUCCAGCUGGAUUGAUCAUUCUUGUGACCUGGAUCUACUUCCUGUGCACUGCUUUCUGCCUGAGGCGCCGAAACAUCCAGGAGUCCAAAGAUCCUCCUUGCUCCACCUCCAUCCCCUCAACCUCGCCUGAGAGCCAACCGGCAAUCAGCGGCAGCACCAGCCUGCUCUCGACAGACUCUGUGGUGGGCCCAGUGCAUGCUGGGACGACAGUGGAGGACCAGUACUCAUUGAAGGUCCAGUGUUUGGCGCUGGUGGCAACACAGUUCGUGUUUGUGGGGCUGUGGUGUUGUGGCGCUAUGGCCGUUUGGAACGUGGAUAGAGAGCGGAAACUCUUUAGCUGCCUGUACGGAGGAACGGCUACUGGAUUAGGGAUCUUCUUGAUGCUUCAUCACUGUUUCAAGCGUUUGGAUGUCCAGGCAGCGUGGAUAAGUUGUUGCCCAGGUUACCAUCGCUCCCAGCCCAUGGCAGCUUAUUCCCACCCCUGCACUGCAACAGUAGGCAUUCAGAGUGCCUCGGAAAGGGGCUCACAACUUUUUGUAGGAUGCCAUCCACCGACGGACACCAACAAUUACUCUUCUUCUGCCAGGUCAUCAUCAACUCAAAGUGGAACGACGAGCAUCGCCGCUGGGCCUUGCAAACUCACCAACCUCCUUCAAGUGACACAAGAUAACGUGAACAACGCCACCCGAGCGCCAACGGGAACUAAUACCAACACAAGUACAAGCACGGAGAACAACAAGCCAGCAAACAAUCUGUUGCCCGGUCUACUGCCUGUCCAGCAGCCUCAAAGGAGGAAGGCUUGUAGUAGAACCAGAGGUGGCAACACCCAGUACCAUCACCGGGGGGACGGCAGAGGGCAUUACCGCCUCAAAGCUCUCAGGGCAGGUGGAGGAGGUAGCAUGGGUGCUUUGGGACCUUCUGGGACAGAGCAAUCAAACAUCCACCAUCUACACAAACACGCUUCCAGUGACAAUGGAAGUCUACGGAAUAGCCAUUCAGAGGGUCAGAAUGGCCUUCUGUCCAAUGGGCGGCACAGAGGGGAGGGACUAGCGACAAGCCCUUCGGAAGGUAGUGAUGGAGGUAGCAGCGGAAGUAGAAAACCUUUUCCCCUGUUGCCUUCGGUGGCAAGUAGGUCCACCAUGCAACAGAACGCUCAACAUCGCAGCACUAGCAAAGACAAUCUUAAACUAGCCGCCGCGGCUGAGAGAGAGUCAAAGCAGAGCUCGUUCCCUCUAAAUGUGACAUCAAAUGUCACUGCGACGGCCUUGUUGACGACAGUUUCAGCACCUAAUGGAACACUAAAGGGAUCCGUGGUGGAAUUGGACACUAGCGGAACUGACCAAUCACAGGGUUCGGUUGGUAUGAAGAGCAGGGUAUGGAAGAGCGAGACAACUGUAUAAUAAUGAGCUGCAGGUAGAGUUUAAAGACUUUGAAGGUUUCUUGAACUUGUAACUUGUAUGCUAGAAGCCAAAGCAUGGAUUUCUUUCUCCACAACCUUGCUGAAAAGACUAGUUUAAACCAGCCUAAGAUGGUUUUGAACACUUUUCAGCCAAGCUAAACAUCAGCUUGGAUAGUCAGGGAGACCGGCUAAACCAGCUAAGGCCAGGAAACCUGUCAAACAGUGUUGUAGAACUCAAGACUGGACGACAGCCGUCAUAUUAUUUUCAUGGUUUUUCUGGGCAUUUGGUCUUGACACAGACACCGAUUCCGGUCUUGAGUGCUGCAACGCUGUGGAUAUGUUUUGUAGUCUGUGCCAACUCUCGCAUGUCUGCUCUGUCUCAGGACUGGAGCACAAGGUUCAUGUGACACUGUCAUGAAACCAAGCCUCAUUCAAACCCUCUUCAAGUCACUGUCUUGACUCGGACUAAGACUCGUCAAGACAGACUUCAGACAGAGUCCUGUUUCGUCCAGUUUCAGGUACUACAACACUGCAGCUUAGGCUGGUUCAAGCAGGGUUUUUCAGCAGGGAAGAGAAACAUUUGGCUCCUUUUAUGAUGAACCACCUAUACUUGUAAGCUUUGAAGGUGUUCUGUGAUCUCUGAACCGUCCAACAUGCUAAGAGCUAAUGCUAAGCAUGCUAAUAAGGAGAAGCUGUGUGAGGCUGUUUUAUAUGAAGGAAAAGAAAGGGUGUGUAUGCAAAACCUGACUCCUCUAAAAAGACAUCGGGAGAGUUGGUUUGAUAAAAUAUGCAAAAUCAUUUUGAUUGCUUUUGUUUGCCUGUAAUACCACUUAAUCUAACAAACUGUUGGAACAUAAUGAAUCUUUUAAUAUGGAAUGUGCCAAGGGAUCUGAACCUAAAGUUCAGCUGUUUAGCUGUGUUGUUCUUUAUCUUUCUGACUAUGCAUAUCGAUCAGGAUGGAGAACCUGUUCGCUUGUUACCUAAGUUUUCUUGUUCAGUCCCUUUAUGUCUUUGUCUCUUGUGUGUUCAUGUUUUUAUUCCCGCUAUUUCAUUUAAAUGUCUGUAAGAAUGUACAUUGUGUUAUGUAUGUAUUGUUUGACCAUUACAGUGUUUAUUCAAUUCUCUGGCACUAAUAAGCAGCUUUUGACAUCAGUCCCACAGAAAACAAAGACUGGCCAUUGAUCCAUCCAUCCCCAACAUUUCCAUCCAAUGCUUAACUGGUGCUGGGAAUGUCUUCUUGUUCUUCUGAUGUUGUUCAGCAGAAAGUUUAGUGAAUAGGAACUAUUUGGAAAAUGUUGCUUAACAGUUCCCUCUAUUGGGCCAUUUCUGCCAUUGAUCAAAUGCACUGAAAAUGAAUAAUGUUGAUGGACAAAUGAUAUCAACAAAGUGACAGUUGUUUCAGAUGAGUUACUAAGGGAUUUGAUAAUGAAGGGCAAGUGUUUGUCCAUACAGUACAUAUUCUGUUGUAGUACCAUGUGUGACAUGGGCUUUUUUUAGCACUUGGUUCGGGUUAUGAAGAGAGCAUUUGGCAUAUUCUUAUAAAUAAUAACACAUUUAUAUUAUACAUAUCAGUAUUAAUAUUGAUGUAAUUGUAAUUGUCAUUAUGCAAUUUUAUGAUAUCAGUAUUUUACAGAGGAUUGGCCUAAUCAGUUUUAUAAACUCUCUGUUUUUAGUCUAAAAGCACACCAACAAUCAAAGCUUGACCUCCCAUGCUUUUUUUUUUUUUCUUCUGCAGAUUAUUACCAUACGUAGAGCAGGUUUUGUUUACUAUCAAGCACUGUUCAUCCUACAAAUGGUCAGCAAGGAGAACUACUAAUCUCCCUGGAAUUGUUAGUCCUCCUUCUUAAGCUUAUGCAAAGUUGUGAGGAACAAGGAAUUUGUGAUAACAAAUAAUUAUUUUCAAUAGGUCUUUUGUUUUUCAAGUGUCCAAGUGUCUUUUUCUCACAAAUGCAAAGAAUGGACAAUCCCAACUGCCUGAAAAAGGGGAAUUCAGAUCUUUGCACUGACUGUUUUUUUUCCAAGGCCCACAAGCUAUCAGAUACUGGCUGUAGUGCCAUUAUUUUUAGAUCACAUCAUGAUGAAGUCACAAGUGUUGCCCGUCUUUAGCUUUAGCUACACUUUGAUUAAAAUAAAAUUAUUUUAAAGUGUGUUCAGGGAUAUUUGUAUGCCAAAGAAAGCUUACUGUAAGUAUGAGCUUAUUUGAUAUUGUGUAGCCUCCCGUUUGUCUUUUACCCCUUCAAGCCAGAAAUCUCCCUCAAAAUUGUUAAUCAUUCAAAGACCACAUACUGCUAAAGAACCAGUCCUCCCUUUUCCCAGAUCAAAAAGCAUUUAACAUCAUGUGUGAUAAUUUCGUGAUUAAUGUAAGUUAAUCUAUCGAUUAUGAACGCUUAUAAUCACCAUCAUGUCAUUACAGAUUACACAUAUUCUAUUUAAUUUUGGUUGUAUAUGAUUUCAGUAGUUUUCGGGGUAAGUUUUCAUUUCAAACGCCAACAACAAAGAAUGUAGUCAAAUAAUACAUGGAUUUUGUGGCCUGCUCAAAGGUUGCCAUGUGUAUGUAUUACUUUUAUUUUUUUCCUUUAGAAAAAGAUUACAAUUUUAAAUGGCUUGCUUGUGCAUAAUGGUUUCAGGUGACAUUGUGAUAUUUGCAUGAACAAUUUUCCUUGCCUCUGGGUAGGCCUAGAGCUUCUGAGGGUCAGUAUAAUUUCAGUGUUAUCCUAAAUAAUGUUUUGACUGUUAUCACGAAGUUUAAAAGGGAGAUUUCAAUAAUAACAUGAAUAUUUAUAUUUUUGUCACUCACUUCAAUAUGAAAAUGAUAGCAGCAUUUUUGUAUCGAUUUCAGUAAUAUAUAGAUGUUAAGAAGGUGCCUUAACUAUGACCUGAUGCAAAAUAAA
This is a messenger RNA of Cyprinus carpio (common carp), 7671 nucleotides long. RefSeq names its product adhesion G protein-coupled receptor A2-like. NCBI's taxonomy places the organism in Eukaryota, Metazoa, Chordata, Actinopteri, Cypriniformes, Cyprinidae. Gene Ontology annotation, molecular function: protein binding; G protein-coupled receptor activity. The record is from RefSeq and is a predicted model, not a curated record. Gene Ontology annotation, cellular component: Wnt signalosome; plasma membrane. The transcript is spliced from 19 exons. Gene Ontology annotation, biological process: sprouting angiogenesis; central nervous system development; G protein-coupled receptor signaling pathway.